AUGAGUUCCUCUACCUUACUGCUGCUCUUGUGUGCACUUUCGCUUUUCUAUCUCGUUGCGAACAUCAUCCUUCGCAAAAUCACUGCCUCUCGAUUCAAAUCACACCACUCAUGCCUAGAUCCUCCUGCCUUGCCUCAGCGUGAGCGCAUCAUUGGACUCGAUCUGCUUAAAUCAGGUGCUGCCGCGGUCAAAGCAAAGAACAGUCUCGAAUGCGCAGUCCGCCGUAUCGAGUCCACGGCCAACACCUAUUCCAACACGAUUUUGGGACUCAACAUCAUAACCACCAUCGAUCCCGCAAACAUCCAGACUAUACUUGCACAAAAGUUCAGCGACUAUGACCUUGGAGGAAGAAUUCAUGCCUGGGGCCCACUCGUUGGCAAGGGCGUAUUCACCUCCGAUGGUCCAGAAUGGGCUCACAGGCGAGCGAUGAUCCGACCAAAUUUCUCCAAGCAGCAAGUCGCCAGCUUAGGCAUGUUCGAGAGACACUUUGGACACCUUCUAGCGCUACUGCCUCGAGAUGGAUCAACGGUCGACCUGCAAAAAUUGUUCUUCAGCAUGACUCUUGAUUCAGCUACAGAAUUUCUGUUCGGUCAAUCAGUUGGAGCCCAAGGCGCGGGAUCUGGAAGCGAAGCUGAUCGCUUCCAACGUGCAUUUGACUUUGCUCAACAUCAGAUGCCUGACCGUAAUCGUUUGGGCGUCAUGAAUCGCUUCAUCCCAAACGCCAAGUUCAAAGCUGCUUGCAAAGUCGUACAUGCAUGGGCAGAUACAUAUGUCGAGCAGUGGUUACGCAGCAGGGAUCUCGAGUCGCCGAAGCCUAACAGUGAGAACAGCAAGUAUGUCUGCCUCGAGCAGAUCGCCGACCAGGUCCAGGAUCCCAGGCAGCUCCGCGAGGAGAUGUUGAAUGUCUUGCUUGCUGGAAGAGACACUACUGCGGGUCUGCUUUCCAACACAUUUCAUGUCCUAUCCCGUCACCCCGAUGUCUGGGAGAAAUUGAGAGCAGAAGUCGACACACUGGAAGGAAGACUCCCGACCUAUGAAGACCUCAAAAGCCUCAAGUAUCUCAAAUGUGUCUUGUGCGAAGUCCUCCGCCUCUAUCCUCCUGUGCCAACAAAUGCACGUUGUGCGAAAGUCAACACUGUUCUACCUACCGGUGGCGGCCCCACACGCACAUCGCCUGUCUUUGUGCCCAAGGGCUCGAUAGUUGUUUACUCCAUCUAUGCCCUUCAACGUCGCCAGGAUAUCUAUGGACCCACAGCCAAGCAGUUCAUUCCUGAGCGCUGGACCUCCGACUCACCUGACGAUCCUCUAAGGCCAGGCUGGGGCUACAUCCCAUUCAGUGGCGGCCCAAGGAUCUGUGUUGGUCAGCAGUAUGCUUUGACUGAGGCUAGUCACACCAUUGUCAGGAUGUGUCAGAACUUCAAGGAGUUGCAAUCUAGAGAUCAAGGGCCAUGGAAGGAGGGUCUAGGACUGACAUUGUGCAGUGGUGAGGGCACACAUGUUGGAUUGGUCCCUGCUUGA
Aureobasidium namibiae CBS 147.97 is the source of this 1518-nucleotide messenger RNA. RefSeq names its product cytochrome P450. Gene Ontology annotation, molecular function: heme binding; oxidoreductase activity, acting on paired donors, with incorporation or reduction of molecular oxygen, reduced flavin or flavoprotein as one donor, and incorporation of one atom of oxygen; iron ion binding. The record is from RefSeq and is a predicted model, not a curated record. Bases 1 to 1518 code for a protein of 505 amino acids. The transcript is spliced from 2 exons. NCBI's taxonomy places the organism in Eukaryota, Fungi, Ascomycota, Dothideomycetes, Dothideales, Saccotheciaceae.